CAGAUGGAAGCGGGCGCCAUUUUCGUAGUUGCUAACUUGAACUAACAUUUGCAUUAGAUGUGUGUUAGAUAGAUCAUUUAAAAUGCACAUUUAAAAUGCACAUUGAUCAUUGUCUCGAGUUGAAAAUAGAAAAAAACGAAGCGACUCUCAGUUCACUUAUGCAAGAUUUAAUCCAUCAAAAAUAACCGACAAAUAUAUAGUCUAUGCAAAAUCAGCCUUCAUAUAGAAAGACAUUGAAUAACACCACACAAAACUGAUGACAAUGAUGGAGGAUAGGGACAGUGGAAAGCCGUUUGAAAAGGAUUCUUCGAUAGACAUUCCUACACUACGAAGUCUAUCACACCACAAUCAUUCCGGGCAUUCCAGUUAUUCCAGUCAUUCCCGGCGUUCCAGUAUUUUUCGUCAUUCCAGUCAUUCCCGAUAUCAAUUGCGUGAACGACCACAACCUCUUCACAAACUUAUUCACAAAUCCAGUUGCACGAAACCAUGCCAUAGAAGGACGACGUACACGCAGCUGUGCAUGGUGUUGGUGCUGUGCGUGGGUUUAGCACGCAGCGCUGCACGCACCACGCACGAAUAUCCACUGCAUUCCGUCAUCCACGAAUCCACGCACGAAUAUUCACCAUCGCCUACAGUUGAUGUCGUCAGCGGCCGGCAAGGUGAUGACGUGAAGGUGUGCGCGACGACGCAGUGCGGCGCAGAUCGGCGCUGCGUGGUGCGCGCCGGCGCGCCGGUGUGCGCGUGUAGCCCCAAGUGCUUCCUGAAGAACAAGAGCGCCGUGUGUGGCAGCGACGGCCGCACCUACAGGUCUGAGUGCCACCUCCUGAAGAGGGCGUGUCGCAAGAAGAGGAGGCUCCUCGUCAGGCAUUAUGGGACGUGUCAGACGUGCAGUGGCGUCAAGUGCAGACCCGGCAAGAGCUGCGUGCUGGGGGAGGACUUAGUGCCGCGCUGCCGACGCUGCCCUCCUCAGUGCCAGACGCGCGCCCCGAGGCGUCCGGUGUGUGGAGCGGACGGCCAGACGUACGUGUCGUCCUGCCACCUCAAGACCGCCGCCUGCCACAGCGGCAGGGUCAUCGUCAGGGCGUACCGGGGCGCCUGUCAGGGACUUAUGAAUGGUUCUUGCCAGCAAUAUCUCGACCAAGGCGACGCUGUGGAAUGA
Hyalella azteca is the source of this 1159-nucleotide messenger RNA. It is a transcript of the gene Fs, whose product is annotated as agrin. Gene Ontology annotation, biological process: anatomical structure development. The record is from RefSeq and is a predicted model, not a curated record. The transcript has 5 exons. Bases 257 to 1159 code for a protein of 300 amino acids. Gene Ontology annotation, molecular function: collagen binding; calcium ion binding; protein binding. NCBI's taxonomy places the organism in Eukaryota, Metazoa, Arthropoda, Malacostraca, Amphipoda, Hyalellidae.